GUACAGACUAAGGAGAAGAUUUUGUGUUUGCGGUUUAAAUAGGAUGAGGUUAAUAUUGUCUUCCUAAACAUAAUCUCUUUCUAUAGCGAUAGUAUAUCAUGUUUCUAAUUUUAAUUACAGGGAUGGGUGGGUUGGAUCACUACAGUUGAAAUUUGGGUUAGGGUGUGGAUUUAUAGCCCUGCUCCUCCCUGUAAAGGCUGGGACUGCUUGUGUCUGAACCCAUCUUUUCAAUUAAUUUGCAGUAAUUAAAGGGUGCUGUGUGGGAUGGGGCUAAAGAGAAACACAAUUAAAAUGUAAAGCUUCUCCUUUGGUAUCUGCAUCCUUAUUUAUUUUAAACCAUCUUCAGUGCACUGAUGAGUUUAAGUCUUCCUGUAUCACAUACUGCGCAAGCAGAAAUAUGUGAGUGAACUGUUGCCAAUGGCUCUGAGCAAGCAUGGGGCAUGUUUCAGAUUACACUGUGUUUUCUUGUUCGGAUCUGAUCUCCUCGCUAGGCGAGGCUGAGAAAGGCAGCUCUAGGGGAUUUACUUCCAGCAGCAGCAGCAGCACAUGAUCCAUCAAUCGCGUGAUUCUCACCACCGAGGACUAAUGGGGAGGGUGAAGAAAAAGCAAACGCUGGCUUGGGGAAACAGCAGCAGUUUCUUCUGCUCGCGGGGCCUCUCCGUCAGCUGGACGCUUCAUGGCUUCUCCCAGGUUAGAAACCUACUGCUGCCCGAACCGGGAUGCAGCUACACAGCUAGUGAUGAGCUUCCAGCCUGACGUCUUCUGCGGAGUUUGCAUUGGCAGCGCCUCCGUCAGUCUGCUACUGACCAUCCUGCAGCUCCUGCCAAAGAAGGGACAGAGCCCACGGAAGAUGCCAAAAGCCUCCUCCUCUUCCACCAUCCUUCUCCUUAUCUCUGUUUGUGACAUCCUUGGUGGCUUAGGUAUGAUCUUCAGGUCAAGCGUAUGGUUAGGCUUCCCAGGCUUCAUAGCUAACAUCUCUGUGGUGAAUGGGACUGACAUGUGGCCAUCUGCUUUCUGCGUGGGGAGCGCGAUGUGGAUCCAGCUAUUGUAUAGUGCUGGCUUCUGGUGGUUGUUUUGCUACGCCGUUGAUUCUUACUUGGUGGUAAGAAGAUCAGCCGGACUGAGUACGAUUGUGCUGUACCACAUGAUGACGUGGGGCCUCGCGGUGAUGCUCUGCGUGGAGGGAAUUGCACUGCUUUACUACCCUUCUCUCUCCAGCUGUGAAAAUGGCUUGGAGCAUGCAAUCCCACAUUACAUCACAACCUAUGCCCCGCUCCUGCUAGUGCUGGUGGUCAACCCCAUCCUGUUUAGGAGGACCGUAUCAGCAGUUGCCUCCUUACUGAAAGGGAGACAAGGGAUUUACACAGAGAAUGAGAGACGUCUAGGGACAGAGAUCCAGAUCCGCUUCUUCAAAAUUAUGCUGGUAUUCGUUAUUUGCUGGUCAUCCAAUAUCAUCAACGAGAGCCUUUUGUUCUACCUCGAAAUGCAGCCAGAUAUCAAUGAAAUGCCCCUGAAGAACAUUAGAAGUGCUGCACUGAUUACAUGGAUUAUAAUGGGUGUCCUUAAUCCAAUGCAAGGCUUCCUUUUCACAUUAGCUUUCUAUGGCUGGACAGGAUGGAGAGUGGACUUCAAAUGGAGAAAAAGAGAAAUACCCUGGGAAUCAAUGUCCUCAUCAACUGUGGGUGAAAAUGCCUAUCCCUCACCAGUGAACUACCAAAGUAACAUCCAUGAUUCAAAGAAGAUAUCAGCAACUGACAGCCAGCAGACCGAUGAAGCUAUAAGCAUGUUGUCUGAAGGUAACACUAGCGGUGAUGACAGAUUAACCAGGAGCUCUCCCAUCUACCAGGGCUGGUAGUUUAUAGGCACAGAGCUGGAUCCCACUUCUCACAUUCUCAAGACUCAUAAAACCACAUCACCGUGUGAACUGUUGCGUACUCUGCAAUUAGGUUUAUGCCCAAUGGCUUAAUGGCAUUUCCUAUAACUUGUGUGUGUGUGAGAGAGUGGGCAUGUGAGACAGAGAAAAAUUAUGGUUUAUGUCUUCAUUCGCCUUAUAGGAGAUGUGUUAAAAGGUAUAAAAGCCUGAUCCUUUUUCAGCAGGAUUAUAUCUCUGCAAAGAUCUAUGUUACUUAUGAUUAAUUUUCAUCCAUUUUGUUUUAAUUUGUCUUGUAACCUCCAUAUGGUAGAAGAGUCUUUUCUUUAAAUAAAUGGACUAUUACUAU
Molecule: messenger RNA, 2219 nt
Organism: Chroicocephalus ridibundus (black-headed gull)
Lineage: Eukaryota; Metazoa; Chordata; Aves; Charadriiformes; Laridae
Gene: GPR143
Product: G protein-coupled receptor 143
Exons: 8
Coding region: 677-1855 (392 amino acids)
Biological process (GO): G protein-coupled receptor signaling pathway; regulation of calcium-mediated signaling; melanosome organization
Cellular component (GO): melanosome membrane; plasma membrane
Molecular function (GO): L-DOPA receptor activity; dopamine binding; L-tyrosine binding
Source: RefSeq, a predicted model, not a curated record